AUGAUAACUAAUGAUAAUGUCAACUCUAGAUCAUAUGAUCCUCCAGUCAUUCCUGAUCCUUCUCAAAUGCUUGAAGAAUCGCAGUUCAUCAAUAUUUCAUAAAAGCAUCUUCUAUUUCCAAAUAGUCCUUUUCAGAUUGUCAAACCUUAAGAUGUAAGUGAUUAUGAAUUCCCUUUUGAUCCAUAACCAUUGCAGAUGAUGUUUGAUUAUCCUUAAUCAGAAUAACUUUCACCAAAACUAUAAAUAAGGAAACCCUCCAAAAAUUCGAAUCUAUAAUUCACUACGCCAUAAAAAGUAUAGCCUUAUAGAAGGUAAUUAAUUUAAACAAUUUAAUUAGAUAUCAAUCAGAAAGAGUAGAACGAAGAACUUAUAAUUAUGAAUAGUAAAAUUAACCCAUGAGAAGCCAAAAGGGUAAAUAUGGACACAUAAUCAAGCACAGGACUUAGACAUUUGUCAAUAAAGGUCAAAGAAAUCGUGUUUGAAUUGAGAUCAACUUCCUAUAAAGAUGUAGCAGAGAGAUUAAUUUAGGAGUUAAGUAAGGAAGAAGGCAGAUUAUUAGAUUAUGAUAAUGUAUGACAAUAAUAAAUUAGAGUAAAAAGAUGAAUAAAACAUUAAGCGUAGAGUAUAUGAUGCUUUGAAUGUAAUGAUAGCAUCCAAAGUAUUAAGAAAAGAAGGUAAAAAAGUUAAAUCAGAUGUUUGUUCAGAAUUAUCUGGAAAGAUAAAACUUUAAGAUAGAGAUGCAUAAAGGGAAAAACUAGUAAAUUUGCAAUAUAUCAUUAGAUAAUAAAAUAAAAGAUUGUCUAAGGAAAAAAGAAGCAUUUAUCAGAUCUCAUUUAAAAAUGGAAAACGGCCAAUUCUUUAAUAGAAAGAAAUAAAAAUUUAGAAAAAUAAUCAUAAUAAUCAUUCUAUUUUCCAUUAAUAAUAUUUUAUGCAGAUCAGAAACUUCCAAAAUUUCUAAAAGAUAAAAAAACUUUAAAAAUUUAGAUGAAAAAUAAAAUUGAAAUUCUUUCAGAUCUUGACAUUGCAAAACAAUUGUUUUUGUAUCAAUUAUGAAUUUAUCUUAGUGAAACUGUUGACAAUGAUAAAAUAUAAGAAGAAUGCUUAAAAUUGUAAUGA
This is a messenger RNA of Paramecium pentaurelia, 1116 nucleotides long. The record is from the annotation of a GenBank genome assembly. NCBI's taxonomy places the organism in Eukaryota, Ciliophora, Oligohymenophorea, Peniculida, Parameciidae.